AUGGAUAAUAAGCAAAAUUUACUUAUCUUUAAAAUUUUUGCUUUAUUUGUCAUGGUAUCCAUUACAAAAGCACAUGCUAUAGCAUUAUUGUUUGCUCUUUUAGCCUUAGUUUGCACAAUUAUAUCUUUCUCAACUUAUUGGUAUAAAGUUGAAGCAUCAGUAGGAGGAGCAGAUUUGAAAGUAUUGAUUUCAUUUAUGAAAGAGAAUACUCAGACCAGAGGUAUCGAUCAAACAAAAUCGUGGUAUGAAUCUGGAAAGCGUAAUCGUGAGAGGGCAAUCUACGGUGUCUGCAUUGCCUUUGUGAUUCUCAGUUUCAUCUCUUUGCUCUAUGUGCUUGUGAUGGGUCUGAUCGGUGCACUCGGUGGUCUCAACAGAUUCACCAAGUUGCGUGCGAACCUCUCGAUUCGUCUCAUGAAUAUCGUUUCGAUGUUGUUCCUUCUGAUCGCCGUUCUGGCGUUUAUCCGUUUGCCACAAUCGACCAACGACGACUGCAAAUCCAACGGUCCCGUAUACUUCCCAUGCAAUCUCUACGGUUGCGAUUCAUUCUAUGGUGGACAGAGUGUCAAUAACGACUCUUUCCAUUGGACACCCUACAUUGGUUGGGGUUUUGCAAUUGUAGCCGCCUUUUUCAAUGCAUUCUCUGUUGUAAUCUCAUUCUUUGUUUCAUUCCAAAAUACCACCGGUGGAGCUACCACUACACCAUCCAAAGAUUAUCAAGAACAACUUGAAUAA
Molecule: messenger RNA, 732 nt
Organism: Heterostelium album PN500
Lineage: Eukaryota; Evosea; Eumycetozoa; Acytosteliales; Acytosteliaceae
Exons: 4
Coding region: 1-732 (243 amino acids)
Source: RefSeq, a predicted model, not a curated record